CGAAGGUUGGCUGCAGCGUGUGUUUAUUGAUGAGAUGAAAGAAGAUGGAAGUGAGAAAUGAAACAAAGUAAGGGAAAAUAUUGAAAAACGCAAAAUCUUGCCGGUGGAAAAAGUGGAGCGACUGUGAAUCGCAGUUGCCACAAGGGCACGAGAAGGAUAACAGAACAGAAGAUCAAGAGACAUCACACUGGAAAAUGCGGACUGUGAGAAUCCAUCUACAGACGUGACUGUAAACUGGAAUGAGCCAGAAGCAAGGAAAUGCAGUGUGGAGAAAAGCUUCCAUGCUCUUGGAAUGAGGAAACUAGCUGAAAGUCAUUUGGUAUCUGCAAAGAAGGAGAUCUUUCACCAUGGCCAAUUUUUUCAAAUGAAGCUGGUCCAUUACCACCAUCAACUUGUAGCCUGCUCAGCGCCAUAUCACCAGCCUUACAAACCCAUACGUUACCUGACCGUUACAUCAGUUGCAAGGGGAUGACCGAGCGCAUUCACAACAUCAACCUCCACAACUUCAGCAAUUCUGUACUCGAGACACUCAAUGAGCAGCGCAACCGCGGGCACUUCUGUGACGUGACUGUUCGGAUCCAUGGGAGCAUGCUUCGGGCUCACCGCUGCGUGUUGGCUGCUGGGAGCCCCUUCUUCCAGGACAAGCUGCUCCUGGGCUACAGUGACAUUGAGAUCCCCUCCGUGGUCUCUGUGCAGUCCAUUCAGAAGCUGAUCGACUUCAUGUACAGCGGAGUGCUGCGCGUGUCCCAGUCCGAAGCUCUGCAGAUCCUUACAGCUGCCAGCAUCCUGCAGAUCAAGACCGUGAUUGACGAAUGCACUCGGAUCGUCUCGCAGAACGUGGGACUGGGUGGGGCCGGUGGCUUGCCUUUUAUCCCUGGGGACUCUGGGCAGGACACACCGCGAGGCACCCCGGAGUCGGCGACCUCUGGUCCCAGCAGCGAUGCGGAGUCCGGUUAUAUGCAGCCGUCGUCUCAGCAGAGCUUGGAGCGUGUAUACACGUCACUUUAUUCCUGCUCCAACCUCUCGCUGCAGAACGGCACCAGGGAACGCUCCUACUACGGAGGUGCAAUCGUGGGCAGCUUCGACUCAGCCCUCUCUAUCCAAAAAGACCAGCAGGGACAAGACCCCGCCUGGAUCACUCGCAUUCACGAGCGGACGCAGGAGUUGGAGCAUUUUCUCGGCGCCCCAGAGUCGACUCACUGCCGCAAGCAGCCCCGGCCGGUGCGCAUCCAGACAGGCGGGAUGCAGAUAAAGCAGGAAGCGGACGACUACGACUACGGCUGCUACGGCCAGGAACGCAGCGAGUUUGAAGAGUGCGCAGAGGAUACGGAUCAGGCUGAGGGUACAGAGAGUGAGCCCAAGGGAGAGAGCUUUGACUCAGGGGUGAGCUCAUCCAUCGGUACUGAGCCUGACUCUGUAGAGCAACAGUACCUGGUGGGAUUUGGUCGGGAAGGGAGUGGCGAGGUGAUGCAGGGGGAGGAACCCCCAUUGCAGAUAGAAGUUACUGACUCCUCCCCUGAACAGAUGAACGACACGGAGGACCGAGGCCAAUCCCUGAGCACAGGUGAUCUCAGCAUGUCACAACCCCCAGCAAACCACGUUAUAUCGCCUUCAAUAUCCAGUGCCCAUCUCUAUCUGCGUCAAUCAGACGCACUCACCAGCAACCUGAGGAUGCCCCUCACUCUGACCAGCAACACACAAGUCAUGGGCACUGCAGGAAACGCCUACCUGCCCACCCUAUUUGCCACACAAUCGGCUAGCAGCAACAAGCCCUUCCUGUUCAGCCUACCGCAGUCUAUGGGGACCCAGCAACCACAGUUUUUGGCUGUUCCACCUCCCAGCAUGCCUUCCUUCUCCAACCAGCUGUCAGCCCAGCAGCCUUCAGCUCAGCAGCCGAAUCCUGGCGGCAUGGCACAGGGUGAGAAGAAGCCCUACGAAUGCACACUGUGCAGCAAAACCUUUACUGCCAAACAGAACUACGUCAAACACAUGUUCGUGCACACCGGUGAGAAACCACACCAGUGCAGCAUCUGCUGGCGUUCUUUUUCCCUGAAGGAUUACCUUAUAAAGCACAUGGUGACGCACACAGGGGUACGCGCAUAUCAGUGCAGCAUCUGCAACAAGCGCUUCACCCAGAAGAGCUCCCUAAACGUCCACAUGCGCCUGCACCGCGGGGAGAAGUCUUACGAGUGCUACGUCUGCAAGAAGAAGUUUUCCCACAAAACCCUGCUGGAGAGACACAUGACCCUGCACAGUACAGCUGGCACUGGGGUUACAGUUGUCAGUGGUGGGGGGUCCGGAGGCCCAGUGCCCAUCCCAGUGCCCAUGGCUGUUCCUGAACCGGGAGUAGGAACAGUAGCCCUGGCGAUGCCUGCGAGUGGUGGAGCCGGAGUAGGGGGCGGAGCUGGAGCAGGGGGCGUGGCUGGAGCAGGGGGCGUGGCUGGAGCAGGGGGCGGAGCCGCAGUUGGUAUCGGAGUGGGCGCUGCUGCUGAAGCAGGCUGCCAGGAGGGGACCACCUACGUGUGUUCUGUCUGCCCAGCCAAGUUCGACCAAAUUCAGCACUUCAACGACCACAUGCGCAUGCAUGUCUCGGAUGGAUAAGUACAACAAAAAGGAAAGGAAAAUGGCACUAGAUUUUUUUUUCUUUUGGGGGGGCAUGAAGAGUAAUGAGUAUAGACACUGGCACAUUAAGAUUCCCAUACAGGAUGGUAUUCUCUUUUGGUAUUCUUAAAGAAAAAUAUGAUGGUGGCCUUAAGGCUAUGUAGUUAGAAAACGGUCCACUGGCUGGAUCUUCACUACAGGCCUCUAAAUGUAUGCUUUCCUCAAAUACUGAUUUAUAUGUUGAACACUACCAAAAGGCCUACUGUCUCUAGAAAAGAAAAAAAAACACACACACAAGCAUACGCACACAACAUAUAUACAUUUAUAAAAUGUAGAUUUUCCCAUAUGUACCGUUUUGGACAACAUAAGAGUCCAAGAUUACUGUGGUUGUAAUGGCCUCUUUCAAAAAAAGGAUAAAGUACCUGGGUUGAGCUUUUGCUUCAUUCUAAAAGAGUAAUGAUGGUCACAAGUUUGCCUUUUUAUAUUGGAUAAGAAAAUGAUAAUUAUUCAUUUGAAACAUUAGGUAAUUGUUUAUUAUGGUGAUUACAAUGCAGCUGUUGUUAUUUGUCAAAUUUUAAAAUAGCGUUAAAUACUCCCUACAAGUGGGUAAAGCUUAUGAAAUAGGGAUUUGUUUUUCCAACAGUAUUUGAGCAACAAAGUAAGAUAGUACAGAGUUUUUUUAUUUGCAUACACUGCCACUAUUAUCUUAGGAGACUGUUAAGGCAAUUUGACCUCUUCCACUUACGUAGAAAAUGUGAGCUUAAACAGUGUAGAGGAUUCCUUUUUAACCAACUAAUCCUUUUGGUUUUUACAUUCAAAAAUUUCCAAUUUUGGCAGCAUCAGAAUUGUAUAUGCUGCUUAGCCUGCCCUAUAAUUUGAUUGCUGCUCCUUUUUACAUUGCUUCAGACUGUUAUCAGCUGCUGUUUCCAACCACCUUUUUAAAUAAUCUUUUUUUUAAAUAUAAUUAUAGAAAAGGCUUACCAAUAAUGGUAUCACAGUUGUGGAUUUAAUUUGAACGUAAUUACAGUGUUCAUUUACAUUUGUCACAACCUUAUGGCCUUGUCCCAAUGUAUUUCCUGUCAGCAGCACCGUGACUCAGCCGUUUCAGCUGCAGAAUGCACUACUUUGAUAUAUUAGCCCCAUCUUGUGGAUUAAAUAGAACUUUUUUCUAAUGGGAGUUACAGGCAUUAUGAGAUUCAUGAGGCAAACUAAACCACAAAAUAAGUUUACCAGGUCACUUUUACCACAAUUGUCAAUAUACCACAACUUAAAGAUGGAUAUUGUACAUUCCUGAUUCCACAACUUAAAAUAGAUAUCCGGUGUGCAUGAUACAUUUCAGAAUAGGCAAAAUAUAAUAUUUCUGUGUCUCUCAUAUUAUUGGCUUGUUGCACAUUAUUGGGACUAUGAAACAACUGUUCUGAUAAACAACUGCAAUCUGAAGAUUUAGCUUUUUUUUUUUGAGUAGAGGAUAUCGGUUGUAGCAAAUAGCAAAACCCAACAGACCGCAUUCAGUGUGGCGUUCCCUCAUUGGAUAUAGUCGAAAAUAGUGAUGGCACAGUGAGGUUUCAUGCGACCAAUUUGCUGUCAUUGACUCACUGGUUUGGACCAAUCAUCGUGUGCUGCAGAGAGCAAAACCUUGUGAUUUGUUCAGAGAAAUCAGUGAUUGGCAGCUCAUUUUAGCUUUGCCCAUUAGGGGUUAAUGAAACCUGACUCUCCCAUUACAUCUGUAAUAUAUUAGUGGUAGACUAAGGCCUAGGUUCAGUCUCACCAUUGUGUGUGUACAUACAUAUGUAUGUAUACUUCUAUGUACAUGUGUUAAUGGACAAUACAGGAAAGUACAACUUUCUUAAUUUGCAAACAUAUGUGAACCACAGUCACUAUAUAUGCGUGCAUGUGUGUUUGUGUGUGUGUUUGUGUAUGUCUGUGUAUAUUGUGGUGUGUGCAAAUGAAGAAUCAACUUGUAUUUCCUUGUAUUGUACGCAACAUGAAUACAGAAGUCACUGAAAUCAACAAUAUGUUGCAUUAGCAAUGUAAAGGUAGCUAAAACUUCAUUUGAUUAUUCAAAGAUUAGGAAAAACUAUAUUGCAUAUUGCUAUUAGACUGAAUGAAGGCCAAGGUUGAACACUAAAACAGUGCUACUUUGCACAUAAUACUUAAGACAAUUUAUUCUAUGGUUAUCUUUUUAAAGGAAAUUUUCCUUAAAGCUUGAGAAGAGGACUGCAUUGUUUUCUUGCAUAUAUGUUGCACUGCUUAAACCAAUAAGUGCACUACUGUUACCAGAGUUAUUAUAGUUUUAGAGAAUGUUUUUUUAUCUAUUAAGGUUUAGAGUUCACUUUGUGUUAGACUAGUUUUGUUUUUUAUAAUGUAAUUCAAUGUUUCUUAGCUUUUAUUAUACCUUGCUAUAUUUGUAUUGACUUGUGCAGUGUUUGUGCAAGCAUUUGAUUUAUUUAAAUCUGAACCAUUGUGUGAGGUUCUUUCCACUGUUAUUCUUUUUAGGAGUUUUGUCCUUCAAACAGCAGUUAUUUCAGUGCACAAAGUAGGACAAAUGUUGUUUUUCAUAUAGAAGCAUUCAUACCAAACAAAUUAAAAGAAGAGCAAAAAAAAUCCUUGUAGUGUACAUGGGUAUAGCUGCUGAUUUAAAGCUUUAUGUUAGGCUUUUCUUCUGGUACAUGUCUUUUCUUUAUUUUUUGCAUACUUAGAUAUGUGAAAACAUCCUUGUUUCACAAGAUCCAUUUGUACUUGUCCCAAGUCUUGUUGUGACACCUGAACUAUUGGGCUUCCUUUGCAAUACACAAUGCAGGUACUGAAUGAGAACAGCCGCUUCUACAGUAUACUACACAGUCUUCAUCGCAUUCUUCUUUAGAGAUCAUUUUUAACAACCACGUUAUUCCAAUUCAUCUAAAAACCUAUAAGUGAGUGUUUCUUUUCAAAUAUUACGAAAACUGCACAAAUUUGGAAAAUGCAGUUUGUAUCAUUUCAUUUUUAGUUACAACUGAAUUCUAAAUUCAUAUGGCGACUUUAAAGGUUAACUUUGUUUAUUUGUUUCAUCGUUUCAAAUGGAAAAGGGGGAAAUGUCCACAACUUUGUCCAAAACAAAAAUAUUUGAAGCUCUGUGGUCUAGCCAGGUUAGAGGACAUUGACUCUAGCCAGGUUAGAGGUGACACAAAACUGUAAACCCCAAUCCCUACUCCCAACACCCCCACCUCCCCAUGAUGUAUGGGUUUUCCAGCUUGACUAAACUCUCUAGUAAUUGAGCAGGCACAAAAACAAUUGUUCACAAAAACAAUCUUCAAUAAGACUGCUGGGGGCUAGUUUCUAUAUCCAAAUAUCCAAAUAUUUUGUAUUUGAAUCUCCAGCUCUGUAUCUCUACUGUAUUUUGAGGGUUGAGUGCUGUGAGGGUUUUGCAAUACAUUACUAAUGCCAAACUAACCGUUGGUAAAAGUAUACUGGUAGAGUCAAAUCAUUCUCCAUGCUGAUCACCUCCGACAUUCCAGCAAAACCAGUCGUUUCAUCAGAUUCAUUCAAAUCAGCGACCCCAGCAGGCUUACGACUUAUGCCAUUUAAUUGAUUAAUAAAUACUCGACAGUAAACUUAUGUUACUGUAAGUUCAAUUGCAAUAUCCAUUUUUAUGUUUUUUUUUCUUGUUUGGGGGGGUAUUUUGAUUUAAGAUACCUAAAAAUAUGUUAGUGUAAAGCCAUUCUACAAUUGCUAGUAGUGUGAGGAAAAGAGGGCUGUAUUAGACUGAUAUCCUGUUUCUACAGUUUGUGUGAAAGAACAUCUUGGCAGGUCAUGUUGUAGAGGCAGAGACCCUUGGGGUGUUGAUGCAGUGCUGGAUACUGUCUAGAUAAGUAAAUGUUGAGUGGAGAUGGGCUGAUUGGCUUAUUCUCAUCAUCAUGUAUUAUGUUCUUAUGUUCAUAUACACACUAUAAUUAGUUCACAUUGAAAUGUGUAACACAAAACUUCUCUCAUAUAUUCCACAGCUUAUUAUGUUCGUCUUUCGCUAGUGCUUGCAUAAAGGCCCUGUGUCUUAUUCAAACUGUAAUACGGAAUGAAUUGAUGUGGAGUGUGUUCCUUGAGCCAGGCCUGGCAAAUUAUAGCUACACCUUAGCAACAGGCAUAUGGAAAAGCAGUUCAUUUUUACUGGUGAUAAAUUAUGGUUUGAGACAUGUUAUUUGGAAAUAUGGUUUGUCAUACAGUAUGGAUCCAGCCCCUGGUCUUUAAAGUAUGUUUUGUGCGAGAUGAGAUCUUUGUUUUUAAAUGUCAUUAAGGUGUCUGUAGCUCAGUGCUGAGCCAAAAAGCCUAUAAAUGAGACUAAACAGAAAUGUGUUGUGCAAUGCUGGUUUAUUUACCCUGCACUGUUCAGAAUUUAAAUGUGUGCAACUCCCAUUUAUGUGUAGAUGAAAUGUCCAAUAGAGCGUUACAAGGAAUGAAAUAAAAACAUAUCCCAUAAUAAUCAGACCAAAUAACAAUAACAACUUGGUGAGCUGGAAGAAGAAAGUCUUAACAAUUAAGAGAUUGACCAACUGUUGGCAAAAUAAUGCAAACAAUGAGAAAUGAUAUUGUUGUUAUUUAGGGCAGAAGCAUAAAUGUUUAGUUUGCUCUGAAAAAGAACAUCCGCCAGUGCCUGAAUAUAAAAAGCGUUCAUCCUGGUUAAGGGUCAGACGUUUUGGAUGAUAAAAAAUAAAAUUAAGAAAGUCAUAAUUUUCAUUCAAAAUCUUCCUUACACCAGCUGUAUUCAACACUUGUCCAAAUGUGCUUAAGUGUAUUCUAUAAGUGUAUAAUUAGAGUUUACACUGAACAUCCCACUGUGUAUAAACAGCACAUAAUCCCUCCUUUUUCACAAUAAUCUUGAAUCAAUCGUUAAUCAAUAAUUACUUACUAAACACAUUGUGGGUCAAUUUUACAGACAGAUUAUCCUUAUUCCUGGACUAGGCUUAAUCUGUAUCUGUGACAGUGAUUUCUAGUGUUAGUAUCAAUUGUAGUGCAUUUAUAACUGGUGUCUUUGUAAAAAUAUUUGUAGUGUUGUACACAUAAAAUUGUCAACAAACCUAUGUGUAUGGAGCCUUGCAGAAUGGCAUUAUACAUGAUUUUUAUUUAUCUUUGUUGCUUAGUUGAAUCACUGAUAUAGCCAUGAACUUGCCAGGGGCUUAUAAAUAAAAUGUUAUUACUAAGCACCCCCCCCCCCCCCCCCCCCAAUCCAAUUCCUCAAGUCACAGCUGAACAUUUUCCCCUCCAGACUUUUCAUUUAAAUGAUUUAUUUUUAUUUUUACCCCAUCGCAUUUUGCAGGCAUGUCAGCAGCCAUGCAAACUAAAAUUAUUUAUUAAAUUUGUCAAAUUAGUUAUUUACCAUUAGUAUCAUCGGUUAAACCAAAACUGGUUUUGAAUUUAACUUGUAUGUGCAAACACAACUGCCUUAGCAACUGUAAGGCAUGUAUAGUUUCACCAGUUCAGUAUUGCUUUCUCUGGCAAUAGCUGAAUCACUUUCAUUUUAGCAUUGAGACAAUUCACAUGAAUGCCAAAAUAUUGUACUGUACAUAAUUCUGUUCAUACUCAGAUCUGUUUCCUUGUAUGCAUUACUAUACUUUUCUACUAUCUUGCAGUUUCCAUAAUGUAUUUUAGAAGAGAUACCAUUGUGCUAGUAUUUGGGAAUAUUUCUUUUAGCAAUUUUUAUAGUAAGUUUAGUUAAUUAUUAGACUGUGUAUUUCUUUCUACGUAUUUACAGUGAAUUGUCAUAGUAUUCAGCUUGUGAAACUCAAUACUUUCACCAAAACAUUACCUUCUCAUGCAUGUUUAUAUUAACAGAUGAUAUUACAGAAAAUAUAGGUACAUUACAUUAUGCUUAAUUAGUGCAGUAUAUCGAAAACAUUAUUAUUAUUAUUUAAUUGUCUUUAUUUUCACCAUUUUCACUCACAUUGCAUUGUUAUCAUUCUCUGUCAUUUUCACCAUGUUAUUAGUGGGAAAGGAAGAACAGCCAUUACGAAGGUCACUGUUGUGCUAUAGUAGUACAUUCUGCUUUAAAAGUAAUUAUUGUCAAGUUACUGAAUAGACUUGAAUUUUUGGCAAAAACUGGAAAUUAAAUAUAAAACAUGCAGUGUGCAAUGUUAAAAAUGUGGUCAAACGAAUGAAGUCAGUGCCCUUCAAAUGCUUCAGUUUUAGUAAAAGAAAUUGAGUAUGUAUAAACAGAAUAGUGCACUAGAAAACAAUGGCAUCUCCCUGGAGACAAAUGGACACAGCACCAGCAAGAACGGAUCUUCAGAUUUUCUUGCAGAGAAUACACACACAUAGACAAACACAGCAUACAGUUUGGAAAAAUUGGCAACUACUUUUGCCCCGAGGCAAUUCUUAUUGAUUAAAAUUUCACCCAUCAUUUCAAUUAACCCAGUAGGUGCUUGAUGCUUUGUCAUGUUUGGGGCCAUAUUUUUCUGCUAAUUUUCUUUAUAAUUUUCUGUGUUUUCUUUUAACAUUUUCAUUGCAUUUUCUUUAAAUCAUGCUGGUAUAUAUUAUGCUUUUCAAACAGUCUAGUGAUCAUUUUCAUUUUUACAACUACACAUGGAGCAGUAUCAUAUUUUUCAUUAUUGCUACUCAACAUUAUGCUUGCUUUAGUAAUACAUGCAGUGUACAUUCUCAAUUAAUCCAGUAAAUGUCCUUUAUGUAUACAGGUAUUUUGCAAACCAUUUUUACAGGCAAUGGUACUAGAGCUUUUUAUCCAUCACUAACAAAAAUGAGACAGUAAUUUGAAUUUGAGAGUAAUUCAACAUAUUCCUUUACACACGGAUUCAAGUAGUGUGCCUUGAAGUGUUUACUGUACUGUACUUUAUACUGUACAAAUAGUUUUGACGAUUUGUACAGUAUAAAAGGCCAUAUUCAUAGCAAUUUAGUUUUACUGUUAAUGUAUAAUUUUCAUGGCCAAUCCAACUAGAUAAAGGAUUUAGCUAUUUUUAUUUCAUUUAAAACUCCAGCACCGCAGCAGAAAAUCGCUAAAGUCUGCAAGAUUUUUAGUUGUCACAGGAUCCUUAUGAAAAAAAUGUUUAACAACCACAUGCUUAAAAACUACAUGUGAACACCCAACAUGUGAAGAGUGCACAUGUGAACCAUAAAAAUAAUCCCACUUAUAAGAAAAAGGGUAACCUAUUGUAUUUCAAGUCACAUGUUUUUCUUUCACAUGGGAAAAUCAUAGUUCACAUUUUUUUAAAGUCACUCAUUCAAUGUGACCCAUUUUCUUUUCACAUAUUUUAACAAAUAUUUUAAUUCACAUGGGAAAUUGUGAUUCACAUGCAAAAUUUCCCUUAGGCUCCAUAUGGGGGAUAAGAACGGUUUUGUAGUCGCACACUGUAAGGGCAGAAUUCAGAGAUGAUAGCGGGCCAGUUCAGUCAAGCAUUUAUAUUCAACUACUCUCGGUGUUAACCCUAUUCCACUGCUGUGCCUGGGAUGUUACACAGCUAUUGGAUAAUGUAAACAUUAUAUGUUACCUGUUACUGGACUAACCAGCUAGCUACCCAGCUAGCCAACUAUUUCUAGCCUUUAAAAAAAUCCCAUUGCCUAUAGUGUUAAAGGCAGCUAGCAAUGAAUUAUUACUAUCAAGAGGGAGAAGCAGGACAUUUCUGGUCUCAAAAAUGGUUUAGCCCCUCUGCUGUUUGAUAUGCUGAUCUAUAUUCAUAUUUUCAGUUUCACCUUUGGAAGCCACACACCAUAUAAAUGACCAAAUAAUAGACCAGUAAUUAUGCAAAAUGUUGAAAUUUGGAGAAAUAAAACAAUAGGACAACUGUGCUUCACAGCGGAGAUGUUUUUGAAUGUUCUGCUGGAAAAGGGUCAUAUUGUUACACAUUAACAUACAGUACUCAUUACAUACAAAAUGAUCACAUUAACAAAACAAAAGAAAGAAAACAAAAAACAUGAAACACUAAGGAAAAAUGAUUACAUAAAUUGUAGUAAUAAUUUUCUCAAUUUGUACUAUAUUAUAAACGCACACACACGAUACACACACCAUGUAUGUAGAAAGGGCAGCACUCUGUCACUUAGCCUGUAGUACAUUUUAUAUGUAUUUAUUAUUUCGGUAAAUAAAUACAUAAGUAAAUGUAUAAGUCAAUAAAUAUUUGAUUUUUCACAAGUUAUAUGAUACUAGAUACCAGAAACAGCAGUUGUAUUAUACUCUGAUGCAUGUUCUUGGUCGUGAAUUCACUGCAGUUCCUGCAUAAUUAUCUACAACUGUUGUACUCUCAUUAGGUUUCCUUAUAUUCCUUAUAGUUUCAAUAUUUCCUUUUCAAUAGACAUUUAGUGACAGUACACCUUCAACCAUGCCCAAAUAUUUAACAUGGACCCAUGGUUACCAUGGUAAAAUGUCAUGGGCAGUUGCAUUUGCUUCACAAUAUGAUAAACCAUACUUAAAGAUGAGUCCUGUCUGUGAACAUUGAUUCAUAACAUAGCCCCCAAAAGCAUUUUCCUGUGUGCAUAGUAUUGUUAAAGUGGCAGUGGUACUUGUACAGUAUGCUAUUUAAGAACUAAACUGUAAUAGUAACUGGUAACACAUUGUGCAGUGUGUGUGUGGAAUUAUAGUGUACAGUAUGUAUGUGGUGUGUGUGUGUGUGUGGAGCUUUUUGUGUGUGGGGAUGGACAAACUGAGUUUCAGUAUUCAUAGCAAUAAUUUCUGGAUUCUUGUCCCCAAUGUCAUUGUUCCAUAUGUCAGAUAUAUCGUGCUAGAGAUGCUAGGAAUGAAGAAAUAAGCAUAUUGCCUUUAAAAAUGUUUCUACCCCUAAUGUAUUUACAUGGUGACAUUAUUUUGUAUGUCAUGUAAUACUGUCAAAUUGUUAGUCUAUACUUAUGAAAAUGCACAAGCUUAAUUCUACUACAGUAUCUACAGAUGUUUUAUUAGAAAAUAGUGCCUGCAUCUAAUGCCCAAUCCAGUGUGCCCAAUUAUUCACUUAAAUCAAAUUUCAGAACCCUAUCUCUCAAACUAGGAUAUCAUUUCAUGACAUGUAUAUGAAGAUAUUUAGCAAUUUCAAAAGCAAAAGUGACCUGAUGAGACCAAAAGCUGCUGAAACUGUUUUGUCAUUUUUUUCAUUUUCUAUAUAGACUGCCAAAGUGAAUAAUUACCAUUUGAACAAGAUUUGAACAAGACACGAUUUCAAUGAACAGAAAUUAAAUGCAUCAAUUCAGCUCCAAGUAGUCUAUCCAUCUUUAUAUAACUCAUUGUUAUCAUUUUAAUUCACAUCCCAGUCAAUAUCAGAGGUUUCACAAAUAGCUCCAAACCAACUAAACUGCAUUUCUGAAUGAGUCAAACUGAAUAGGUGUGAAAGUGCCCUUGAAACACAUUAUGCCUAACAAUCUAAAAGUCUGUUGAUGGCAAAAACGCUAAGCCCUUGAUCUCACUAAAUUCAGUUUAUGUGUGAAAGUCAAAAAAGUUUUGUUAAUUGUGAAAAUGUGAAUAAAUGCACUCUAUUGGAAACAGGUACGGUAUGAAAACAUCCAUAGAAAGAGAUAGAAUUGGAUUUUACAGGGCUUAUAAAUAUUUUUAUUGAUUAAAAAUGUUUUGAAGCAACUUUCUGAUAGUUUAGAAUUCAGUAUAGAAUGGCAUGGCCUGUUGGUUUUGACAGAUUAUUUAGCAGAAUACUUAAAUGGUUUUUUAUUUUAUUAUUUCUCCUGUGGUGUGUGACACGUACACACACACACACACACACACUCACAUACAACACUAGGCCAUCAUACCUACAUUUGUGUUUCACACAGUUUCAACUUCUAAAAAGGAGAGAGCUAAACAUUGUGAAAAAAUGUGCCUAUUGUACAUGUGCAAGUAAUCAAAUCAAUAUCCAAUCAGUCAUAUUUCAUGCCGUUAUUCCAUUUUCAGAUUGUUUGAUGAAGUAAAAUGACUAUAGGUGUCUGCAUUAAAUAGGUUACAUUUGAAUUUUGGUUAAAUAAAUUAAAUCCAAAGGAAUUGAGAAAAUAGUUACUAUUAAUAUUAUAACAGCCACACUGCCUUCUUAUUUUGUAGGAUUAAUCUUUGAAAUAUUGCAUAUGCAGUGAUAUUUGUGCAUAAUACCAUUGAUAGACCCUGACCUGUGAAUUAUCUGUUGCUUUUUCAUAAUUUCACACCCAAAAAGGUUUAUCCAAGUCUUGGCUUCAUAAUUCUCUUGUAUUCAUUCCAUUUGUUAUGUGAUAAUCAUUAAAACUGAACUGCAGUCAAUUACAUUUACAGGUAAAUAAUUUACUUGGUGCUAUAUCUUAUGGUUAACUAGAGAUCCCCCUCUUUAAAAGUGUAUUUUUUGUAAUUAAAUAUAUUUAAAGGCGCAGUUCAUCCAAAAAUGAAUUGAAACUAUAUUUCCACUUACCGAGAGUGCUUUUUAUCCAUCCAAAUAGUUUUGAAGAGAUUUGACAGGUUUAAGGUAUCCGCUGCAGCUCAACCUGAUACAAUGGAUGUCAACAGGGCCAACAGGGCAGCAGGAACAUCUCUUUCCAAUUAUAAUGACAGUUACUCACAAACAUUCACAGACCUUGUUGUGCACGGUUUCAUCAAAAGCUACUUUCUACUGAAGUAGGUCAACUGCGUAUAUCCAUGCUCAAAUGAUGCAUGCCAGUAUUCGGCAGCACAGUCUCAACAUUGUUUUAAACUGUUUAAAAUGUUGCUGUAGGGUUUUUUGAAUGAACAUUUUUGGUGCCGUGAGCACCACAAACAUCAGGCCCAUUGAGGUCUAUUGUGUCAGGGUGACCUGCAGCGAAUAUCUAGAUACCUCAUCAAAUCUCAGCGAAACUAUCUUGAUGGAUAGAUAGCACUCAGGGUAAGUGGAAUUAUAGCUUAUAUUUUAGUUUUGGAUGAACUGCCCCUUUAAUUAAAUUGAAUUACUUAUUUUUAUUCAUAUCAAUUCUGGAAAAAAAGCUACAGUGUGAAACAGUUAAGCGAAAGCCAUGGGAAAUAAAGCCUAGCAAUGAAGUAUUUAUUAAGUAUCUAUUGUUAUUUGGUUUGAGGACAACAAGUAAAGAAAAAUAGAACACUUUAAUCUGUUAUUUGAUGAGCAUUUGCAGAUGCUGCUGAAUCUUUGCAGAUUAUAUUAAUGCAGGUUACAUCUUCAAGAAAUGGUACAUUCCUUUUCAGAGAAGGAACAGCACAAUUAUCAUUGAGUUCUAAUAAUAUGUACAUGCACGGAAAUGCUGCCCAAGUUUGUAAUUUAAAAGAAUGGAAUUUGUUAUUUGGCAAAUUGUUGGAAAAUGUUCAGAAUUAUGGUAUGGUUUGAGGCAAUGUGUUUACAUUUUGUUUUAACAUUACAGUAAAUCACAUUGCACAUCUAAGCACACCAAGCUAAUAGCCAGCAAAUUUGUUCAAUUAAUAUUUUCUCUUGGUAGCAGUGAUGCUAGGACCACCCACAUGACAGUACAGUUCAUUUCAAUUCUUUAAUUAUGCAUAUUUUGUAUUUUGGGAAUCCAAAGAUUUUGGUUGGUGUGCUUAGCCUUUCUAAGAUUGGUGACACAACUUGGGAUCACUGACAACACAAUUAUUGCACAGUGAAACUGUAUACAUUAACCAGCUCUCUUUACAUGGUUUAUUCAAAUUUAGCUUUGGUUUUUUGAAAUGCCACACUGCUGCAGUGUGCACAGCAUUCACUUUGUGGUUCCUAUUAUAAAAUAGACGAGGCAGACAUCUUAUCUUAAAUCCACCAGGCUCAGUAUUUAAAUUUAUUUAGUUUUAAGUGUUUCAUAUAUCUAAUCCCAUGUCAAGUUCAUCUUCUCUUAUGGUUUAGCUCAUGGUCAGAGAUAUUGGGGGUAAAAACCCACCUGGUGCAUGAUCACACUCCCCCGGUUCAUAAGUGCAAAUCUCCCAACCCCCAUCCCAUUCACGCUAGCUAGCAGGCCACAAUACUAUUGUGCCAUACACUACUUUUUUAGUUCUUUUUAACAAGCUUGACCGUUUCAGAUUUUUAUCUGUAUCUGCUGCUAUGUUGGCUGACAAAAUAGUAAGAUUUGUAAGAUUAGCACUAAAAGAGGUUCAACCCUGGUUUGCCCCAGUCAACAUUUUAAGCUUCUAUUCUUUAAGCUGCAGAAAAAUUAAGACUCAUACAUAGCUACAGUUCCCUCCAAAAGUAUUGGAACAGCAAGGCCGAUUCCUUUGUUUUUUUAAUAUUUUCAAAUACACAUUUGGGGUUGAGACUACUUAGAUCAUAGCACCGUUGGUAUCAGACCACAACAUUUUUAGGUGAACAAAAGUAUUGGAACAGAGAGUAUAUAUUAAGUAAAUAACACUUCAUAUUUGGUAACAUAUCCCUUGCUUGCAAUAACUGCAUCAAGCCUGCAACCCAUUGACUGUUUGAUGGUUUUCCAGGCUAUUAUUGCAGCUGUAGUUUGUAGUUAUUCGAUCCUCUUCAGGAGGUGAAAUGCAUGCUCAAUUGGGUUAAGGUCUGGUGAUUUCUGGUGAUUGACUUGACCAGUCUAAAACCUACCACUUUUUCUCCCCAAUGUCCUUUCUUGUGUUGGUAGUGUGUUUUUGGUCAUUGUCUUGCUGCAUGAUGAAGUUCCUCCCAAUUAGUUUUGGUGGUUUUCUUUUUCAGGACAUUCAAAGUUGUCUAUGCCCAAUGCUUGUGCAAUGGCUCUGGUCAUUUUCCCCUCUUUACUAAGCUUCAAAAUGGCUUGCUUUUCUCCCAAAGACAGAUCUCUAGUCUUCAUGUUAGUUUAUCUUUUCUAACAGAAAUGCAGUGUUCAUAGGCAAAACCCAAGGCUAAAACCAAGAGUAGACAUUCAGAACUAUUUAUUGUUUAACCAAUCAAUCUAACAGUACACAUCUGGGCAACAGGAAACACCUGUCAAUCACAUGUUCCAUUACUUCUCACCUAAAGAUUGGGUGGACUGAUACUAAAGGUGAUAUGUUCUUAGUUGUUUUGUCUUUUGACCUCAAACUCAAUUGUCUUCAGUAUAUAGCAAAAACAAAGUAAUUAACCUUGCUGUUCCAAUACUUUUGGGGGGGACUGUAUACAAGGCUAGCUAUCAUGAACUGUGGAAUGAAUUUAGCUUCAUAAUUUACAGACAUAGUUAAAGAUAAUUUAUGUAUGUCAUUUCUAAGCAUAUUAGCUGGAGGUCAUGUCUCCACUCUGGUUUUGCAAGUUAACUCCUGAUUGGAAGCUUAGUAAAUGAAGACAUCACAAUUUGGUUUUAUGAUUUACGGUUGUCAUUUUCUGUGGAACCAGUUGUAAGACCUUUAUUCAUACCAAUCUCCACUUUCACAUUUUUAGUACAUAUAAUAUUACAUGACACCAGCACAGGUAAUGGGAAGCAUUCCUUUAAUGAUCUUAUUCAUUUGUAUAUUUUAAAGAUGUUUUCUAAAAUAUAUAAAUAUACUGCUCCACAUUGGAUAUAAAACAAUACACCAGAGUUGUAGAAUAUAUAAUGCCUCACUGGUGCUAUUUGAACAUUAUUAAAUUCCUUGAUUGUAAGAUGAGUGGCUUUGGCAAUAAAAGGCUUUUUCAAAAUUUAGCUGAGGAAAAAAAAUAGUUCUCUCUGCCUCUCCUUAAGAAAGGCCAUAGUACAACAAAAAAACUCUCAAAAGAUGCAAGCAUUCUUGUAAUAUGGUAUAUUCUUGUAAUAUAUGUAAUUUCUUGUUUCAUAAAGAGAAAAAUAAAUAAAAUAUAUAUAUAUAUAUUAUAGCUACACUGUAUACAUGUCUGCAUUCUGGAGCUUUGAAAAUCAUUGUUUCAGAAAGAAAGCUAAAAAGCUAAAAUUCACUCAUACCAGUGAAUCUGGAAGUCUAUUGCCUGUAGAUAUUUAUCCCCAGUGCAGUGAUGUAUCUCUUACUUGUAGUUAGAUUUUAAGUUUCUACUACCAGACAAAACAAUGGAGGAGAUCAUUUAGGGUUGGAAUAUUUAACUAUUAUGUGAGCGUUUAUUAAUCAUAAACUCAUAAGCUGAAAGAUGUGUGACAGAAAUCAUGUGUUUUAAAUUAUGAGACAGAAAGGCUGUGUUUUAUAUUUGGUUAUUUAAAUUGUAAAAAUUCAUUGGAGAGGUACCUGAAAUUGUGUCAUGAAUGUUUGCAUUUUAGAUGGACAAGAACACUUCUACAUCCUGUGAAAGUUUCAUGAGCACAGGGCUGGGCUUAUAAUAUUUGUUGUAGACCAGAAUCUAUUGUUUUAUUUUACACAGAAAUACAAAUUAAUUGAGCAACAGUAAUACAAGACCAUAGGCAUUUUAUAAUAUGUUUGUAAAUGUAGCAUCAAUAUUUCCUAUUAUUUUUAAAGGUCACAUUUAGAUUUUUCAACUCGGUCAUCUAUUCAGCAUUUAUACUCCUGAUUUACACAUUAUAUAACCUGCACAUUUUAUUAAAAUAUGCUUUGCUGAUGCAUACUGUAAUAGCGCACCAAAAGACCAUGAUAGAGUAAAGGUACUUCAAUAAUAAACACUGUAUUUCAGUGUACAUUUACAUUUUCCUGAAUGUUGCUUCAAAACUGAUAUUACAAAUGUUAUAAAUGUUCCCUGGGGAGACAAAUUGAACUUAAUUUGGUUUCAUUAAGUCAUGUAGGUGUUGGUGAUGUGACAGUGUGUGUAACUAUUGUUGGCGUGAAUAAACAUGUAACAUAAACCUGAGAACUCGCUGAAUUGGACCAAUCCAAGGAGUAGAAUUCAAACUUGGAUUAUGCCAAAUUGUUAUGAAACUGCAUCCACAAUACAAUAUUUACCAAUCAGUCUAUACAAAAUAUGGUGCCUGACUGCCUGUUAUUAACAUGGUUAUGUUUUCUCUGAAAUCUUCCAUUGCUUGAGUGUUGCAGACUAAAGAAAGUUCACCAUUAGAAUAUGUACAUACUUUUUGGUGUAGUUGUUGUGUCAACUUGCUACUAUAAGGACCAAAUUCCCUGUUUCUAUAUAUGGUAGUACAUGUUUACUGUAGAAUUUGUUUUCCUUUUCCUAUACGUUAAAUUAAAAAUAAUGAUUAGGGAUUUUCCAUAUAUUGUAGACAGAAUGUAACCACUUCAUAAUUAGAUGUAUAAUAAAAUUAUCGUUGGCGUUAUGAUAAAGUAUAUUUUCAUUUAGAUUGUUGUUGCAUUUUUCUUUUGCACUAAAUUUUUCCUCAUGCCAUUUGUCGGUAAACAUUUGACUGCCGAAAUUCCCUCUCAAACUGCUAUUGCUUCCAAUGAAUGAGACUCAUGAGACUCAUGAGAUAUGUGAGCACCAGGUUGGCAGCCAGAUAUUUCUUUUUGUAUCGCUUAAUAAUUGACAAAUCAAUUCCCUUUUUACUAGCCACAUAUCUUUUUCCCCUUAACACAAUGCAAUAGUCAAAGAUUCUGUUUUCUGAAUUUUAAGUAAUUGAUAUUUUGCACCUUAAAUAUUUUUAUGAAAAGAUUCCCUUUUAGUUAUAUAUUUGAAAAUGUACCGUUUUAAAGAUGUGUUCCUUUUUAUCUGAUAAUUGGAAUACUUUUUUAUAAUUUAAUCUUGGGUUUAAAUAUAUUGAAUAACAAAAUAUAUGACAGUUUGCAUUUGAACUGUUGAGAUUUUUGCCCUUAAGGAUAUGCUGCAGUAAUGUUUAAUCAGCUGAUAUUCUUCACAUGUGCUCUAAGUUGGUUUGUCUUUUUAUUGUUGUUAUGAAACAAAACAUAUUUGUAAUGUAAUGACUGCUGUUGUAAGAUGCGUAACAAGGAGAUUUUUUAAUAUACAAGGGCGUUUUAUACUCUGACUUGUCAAAGACACUGGACUGUGAGUGUGUUUCCAAUAUUGCAGGAUAUGAACAAGCAGCACGGAAUUCAGCCUUUUUACACCCAUUACCUGAGGGUUGACAGGUUCACCCUCAUUCAAAGGGAUGGUGUUUAGAAAAAGCUCACUUAUAGACUCACUUCUCGUUUUUAAAGACAAUUAAUUGAGGAAAACAUUAGAUCUGAGCAGAAAUUUUCACGUGAGUCAAUUUUCAACUGAGAUUUGAUGAAUAUUUUUGGCUGUUAUGUGUAUACUGGCAAAUAGUGGGCUAUCUGGUUGUAGGUCAUUUGAAACCAAAGUGUGCAUUUUGAGGGGUAAAUCCAACAUAAAAAAACAAUACAAAGCUAUUUCCAAAUUGUCCGGUUGAAUAGACAGUUUUCCGAUUACAAAUUAUGAUUAUUAAAUACGCAAAAUUAUUAUUAAAGUACCCAAAGGGAAACCACUCCAAUCCAAUGGAACAAUUAGUAACCACUUAGUUUUUUAAUUUAGCAUUAUUUUUCAGCAGAACAUGGUUGACCCUGAAGUGACCUUUUAUAGUUAAUUGCAGAGCUCACUCCCACUUCUCCAACCUGAAAAGAGAUUUGCACUAAGCCAGUUUGCUUUUUCUUGGAUAAAUAGCAAUAUACCUAAUUAAACAAAUAUGACCAAGAAAAACAAUGAAGAAAGCUGUCUGUGCACUAAGGUAAUGCUGUGUAAAAGGUGAUAUUUGAAAAUGAUUUUUGCAUAGGUAUUGAAUAGCAAAGGUACAGAUUUCAAGCAUAUUACCUCUGGGAUGCAUAUGAAAAUGUUUGAUAAUAGGCACAUUCCAUAAAUCUAUUGUGAUUUAAAGUAAACCAUCAAUAGUGUCUGAGUCUUGGGCACAUGCAUCUUUGAAUGUUUCCUCUGGGGGAUGUUUUGACAGAUAGAACUGCACCCAAACACCCUUUGUGCACUCAGUCAACAUAUGGAUGGAGAGUAAAAACCAAAAAAAAAAAAAAGAAGAUAAUUACAUUGGCAUUGUGGGCAAGGUCCUCUUCACCUUUCUGGUUUGGACAUCAGUCCAGCCAUCCAAAGAAUUCCACUCUACACAAAUACAGUAUAUUGGAUAUAAAGUUAUCUGUAUAGACAUAGCCCGAGGGAGUGAGAGGAAAUCAUAUAGAUAUUGCUAUCUUCACUAUAAUUAAUCAUAAAAAUUGAGUAGCAAUAGUAUCUAUCACUUUAUCUCAGCUUUGUGGUGUUGUUGAAAGACUGUGUUGCAGUUUGUUUAAAUCUGUCGUGUUAGAGGAAGCAUAAGUAUGUGCCUUGUAAUUUUCUCGGUGAGCUUGUUAUUGUUGAAAAGCUGAAGCCAGCCAAUUGUGUUUGCACUAAAACCAAAUGCUUUUGUGGUGUAGAGUAUUUAAGCAAGCACGUUACGUCACUUUAACAGUAUGCAUGAGUGUGAAAUUGGUAAGUCCCAGGGCUAGAGCACUCAUCUGUUUAUCAGUGCAUCUUAGAAAAUCUCCUGAAAAUAUCUCUGCUUUGUUCUGUGUUGCUUUACGGUUUGAUACCAUUCCCUUUGUCUUUGUACUCAUAUGCAGACAUGUUCCACAAAAAAAACAUAAAAAUGAAAAGGUAAUAUUUUAAGCCAACCAUUGGUUAUUCAUAACCUGAUUGAACAGUUCUAAUGCACAGAAAACAACAAAAUAUGAAAAAUUUGUAUUUAUUUCUUAUUAAGAAUCAUUUUCUAUUGAUGAUUUAUGAGGUCGCCUCGAGACUAUUGGCCAGUCUGUUUUGGUUAUUUUUGUUAAGUUUUAGAUAUUUUCUUUGAGGAAAUAAGAGGAAAAUGACAUAGACACACAUGCUUUGUGUAUAAAAUGCACCUUAUUCAUGCUGAUCUGAAAGAGAUUGGCUGUGUGAUAUCUAAUUUAGCACCUUACCACACAGCAUGCUUUCACUUUACUGUGUAACAUUAUGCCUGGUUUCCUAUACUGCCGUGCAUAUUAUGUAUAAAAAAAUCUUUAUUUUUUUUAAGUAAUUAAAGGGAUGUGCCAAAGUUUUUGAGGCGAUCUCCAAAGUUUUUUUUUUUUUUUUAGUAUUUGUAUUCCCUCCAAUCUUAGUUAUAACAAUGGUAUGAUGUUUCCCGUAAUAACCUGAUAGAGACUAUUUUAGUUGACAGUAUUCUUACUUGCCAUUUACAGUUUGCCCUGUAUUUCACGUAUAUUUACCAGUGAUGUGUAUUUGUUAUUAUAAAGACAGUAGCUGUAAUGCUUCAUUAUGUUACAUAUUAUUGUGACUUUUUCAAAAAAAAAAAUACUGUGAAGACUUAUCUUGCAUAUACUUUAUACAGAAGUAUUAAGCCUUAAUACAAAAGACUAAAAAAAAACCCUGUGUGGAAGAAUAAACUGAUUGUUGCUAAGGAGGAUUUUUUGUAAAUGUUACCAGCACUUUUUUUUUGUAAUUUUCACUUUCUGAGGUAUUGUACAAGUUCACGCUGUUUGUGAAGUUUGAAUAUGAAGGAAUAAAAACUCUAGUACUUUCCUGUA
Conger conger (European conger) is the source of this 20755-nucleotide messenger RNA. RefSeq names its product zinc finger and BTB domain containing 20 (gene zbtb20). The transcript is spliced from 5 exons. Bases 469 to 2601 code for a protein of 710 amino acids. The record is from RefSeq and is a predicted model, not a curated record. NCBI's taxonomy places the organism in Eukaryota, Metazoa, Chordata, Actinopteri, Anguilliformes, Congridae. Gene Ontology annotation, biological process: regulation of cytokine production; regulation of immune system process; negative regulation of transcription by RNA polymerase II. Gene Ontology annotation, molecular function: protein binding.